GUACCAUCCAGCAUUUUUAAUGUGUUUAGUUGAUAACCGCGGGCCGCGCGCGACGCUCGUGCCUACGCGCAUCCCGCCGACCAACCUCGCGAGAGCUGCGCCUCUUAUCACAUACCAGUUUUAUACGUGUUUUAACUGUGUUUCCCCAAAAAGUGGUUCCCCUGGCUGACUGUUACCAAGUGCAACAAGAACACAUUCGACCCAUACCGAGCGAUCAACUGACACAAACCUGCGGGCCGGAGCCGGUCCAUAAAUCACUAGAAAUAGUGCUUACAAUUGACUCAAGAUAGGGCCGCUAACUGAGUCAAGAUGGCAACUGGGUGGGGCAAGAGGUCAAGAGGCCAGCAACAUUGCCAUACAAGUCACUCCACCCGAUGGCGAAGAAGAUGACGAGUUCGUGCCGACGCUGCGUAUGCGUCGCAAGCUCAGCACGCCGCUCAGCGCGAUGCCCGGAGUAACUGAUGGACUGAUUAGCUUACCAAAUCUGCGCGCUUCGCCAACGCGAGCACUGUCGCCGUUGGACCGGACGAAGCGUCGCUUCAGCACAAUGGUGUCAAGUGCGGCCGCCGCAGCAGUGUCCCGGCGGCUCUCGGCAACUAUCGGCUGGUGUCUCGCCAGCCCCACGCAGGUUAAGCCGCAAAUAGUCCGCCAAGGACGCGCCCUAUGCUUGCAAUACAUAAAGACUCAGAUUAGGAGAUCAACUUUAUGUGCGAAAAAGCAAAUAGUAAUGAAACGUUUACAACGAAUGGUGGAGACAGAGUGUGGGGAGGAGGCUGUGAGCAACUCGGAGUCGGGGGUGCUGGCGGGGCUCCGGGCGCUGUGCGCCGCGCUGGAGAGGAAGCGGCCGGACGCCUUCCGUCACGUCGCGCGGCAGGCCACGCGCGCCCCUUCCGCCAUGCUCCGCUCAGACACAGCACUCGCGGAGCUAGCACUAGCACUAGCGAGACGCAUCACUAGAGAAAAUAUUACCUGGUCUAAGAUAGCAGCUGUAUACUGUGUUUGUGGUGCCCUGGCGAGAGAAGCGGCCGAAGCUGCUGAUGGAGAACCAGCUCUCGAGUUGGUGUCAGCGCCUGCCGCAGCCAUCGCCGACCUGUUACACGAAGAUCCUGGCUCCUGGAUUGCGUCACAUGGUGGAUGGAAUGGUUUAGUGGAGCGACUUCGAGCCAGCGAACGAGACCAGCGAUCUGAAAAGAAUCUUCGAGUGAUGGUGUCUUUCUUCGUGUUCGUGUGUCUGACCCUACUGCUGUUCCGAUGGGUCCUUCACGCACAUCCCGCGUACAACGAGUAGACCUCAUUUUAAUUAGCUAUAGUCUAUAGUAACGUUUAAAAAAAAAGUUGUGACACAACGUUGGCAGGUGAUUAGUUUUAGUCUAGGUGAAAUGAAUAGGCGAGAGGCUAGAGGUGCAUAAUAUUUUUAUUUAUUUAAUCGGUCCCUUCGUCAAACAGAAUCUUUGCCCUUCUCCGAUUCGAUCCAGAGACCGAUAUAUUCCCAAUUUUUUGCACCGCCCAUUACCCAGCCUGUUGGAUAGUAUUUUAUGCAAAAUAAUUUUAUAGAUAGGUAAUAAAUAACAGCGAACAUUUUUUUUUAUUAAAGCUAAAGGUGCUGUUGUUGAAUAAGCGAUCAAAAUAUUUUUUUUUCGUCUAAUGUUUGUUAAAAAUAGUAGGUAUACUUCUAUGUGUAGCUGUGAUACAACAUAAAAAUUACCUUACCUAACUUAAUGUAAAUGGCAAUAGCAAUACGCUAACGCGUCGACCUGACAAUUGCCAGGUCAUGAGUUCGAUGGCCGCCCAUAGAACCCCCUCCAGAUAACAGCUAUUAUUUAGCUUUCAAACCUAUAUCAUAUACCAUUUUACGUAAUACCUAAUUACCUAUUUUCAGAACAACUUAGGUAUCUAUGUGCUGAGUAGAUAAAAGAUUUUGUAAAUAUAUCUGUUGGUAGAUAGAUAAGUAUUACCUAAAUGCAUGUACCUAAACUUUAAUACCUACAUAAAAAUAUCUUCUGUAACACUUAGGUAUUUAAUUGUAUCAUCUACCUAAGUUGAUCAGCAACUUAUUAACGUCUAUUUGUGCCACAAAUGAACAUAAGAUGUUAUGUGAAGUGAAGCUCCAAAGAUGUAAACUCUUAAAUUGUAAGACAUGUCGUAGCCAUAUUGUCUAAAUUAUUUAUUACCAAAACUUUAUCCACAGCAGAAUAAUCUUAUUAAGUAAUUUGUAAGUAGCCUGAAAAAAAAAUAUAAGUAAUAUUUUUGAUGUUUC
Helicoverpa armigera (cotton bollworm) is the source of this 2257-nucleotide messenger RNA. Its product is annotated as bcl-2-related ovarian killer protein homolog A. The transcript is spliced from 6 exons. Gene Ontology annotation, biological process: regulation of apoptotic process; intrinsic apoptotic signaling pathway in response to DNA damage; extrinsic apoptotic signaling pathway in absence of ligand. The record is from RefSeq and is a predicted model, not a curated record. Gene Ontology annotation, cellular component: mitochondrial outer membrane. Gene Ontology annotation, molecular function: protein heterodimerization activity; protein homodimerization activity. The coding region runs from base 413 to 1288 and encodes 291 amino acids. NCBI's taxonomy places the organism in Eukaryota, Metazoa, Arthropoda, Insecta, Lepidoptera, Noctuidae.